AUGAAUAUCAGCAGCUGUGAUCUCAUUGAUGCAAAGCUUGAAGAGCAUCAACUGUGUGGAUCUAAACACUGCCCCGGUUGUGGUCAUAAACUCGAAGGGAAACCGGAUUGGGUAGGUUUACCAGCAGGAGUGAAAUUUGAUCCAACUGAUCAAGAAUUGAUAGAGCAUCUUGAAGCCAAAGUUGAAGCUAAAAAUUUGAAAUCUCACCCUUUGAUUGAUGAGUUCAUCCCUACAAUUGAAGGUGAAGAUGGGAUUUGUUAUACCCAUCCUGAAAAACUCCCCGGAGUUACAAGAGAUGGGUUGAGUAGACACUUCUUUCAUCGGCCUUCGAAAGCUUACACGACCGGGACAAGGAAAAGGCGAAAAAUCCAGACGGAAUGUGACCUACAAGGCGGUGAAACACGGUGGCACAAAACGGGUAAAACCCGACCGGUCAUGGUGAACGGGAAGCAAAAAGGGUGCAAGAAAAUCUUGGUACUCUAUACCAACUUUGGGAAAAACAGAAAACCCGAAAAGACGAAUUGGGUGAUGCAUCAAUACCAUCUUGGACAACACGAGGAGGAGAGAGAAGGCGAGCUCGUUGUAUCGAAGAUAUUUUACCAGACUCAACCACGGCAAUGCAAUUGGUCCGAAAGAGCUAUGAAUAACAACAUCUUAUUGAACAACAUUCGCUCCACCGAAGGGGUGAAUAUUCAAAUGAACGAAAUGAAUAACGGUAGUAGUAGAAGGGAGAGUAGGAGCGGAAGUGGGAGUUGUUCAUCUUCAAAGGAAGUUAAUGUUACUCCCACGACUACUAUUACUACCGCUACUGCUGCUACCGUUACCGCCCACAAUAACAUCGGAGAUGAACUCGUUGGCACGGUUUUGUCGAGUUACAAUCCAAUGGAUCAAAUGCAGCAUUUCAAAGGUGUUGAUCAAUAUAGCUUCAUGCCGUAUAGAAAAAGCUUUGGUGAGGUGGGAACAACAGGAGGAGAGGCUUCUAUCACGUGCGAUGGGCGUGACCUGCAAAGGCAACAACAACAGCAGCAGCAGCAGCACAUGAACCUUGAGGAUGAUCAGCAUCAAAAUCCACAUCAUCAUCAGAAUUAUCCACAUCAGCACCAGGUGGCAACAACAGCCUUCCAUGUCAGCAGGCCAUCUCAUGCCAUAUCAGCCAUCAUCUCCCCUUCUCCCCUACAUCACACCUCCAUUAUUCUUGAUGAUGACUCCUUUCAUGUCGCCAGGAUCAUGGAAAAUUUUCAGCAACAGCAGCAUCAUCAUAAUAAGAUAGGAGGAAGAUCAGCAUCAGGAUUGGAGGAACUCAUAAUGGGCUGCACUCCAUCAUCAUCAACUGAUAUCAAAGAAGAGUGUUCCAUCACAAACCCACAGGAGGCAGAUUGGUUGAAGUACUCCACCUUUUGGCCUGACCCUGAUCACCAUGUCUAA
Molecule: messenger RNA, 1425 nt
Organism: Cynara cardunculus var. scolymus (artichoke)
Lineage: Eukaryota; Viridiplantae; Streptophyta; Magnoliopsida; Asterales; Asteraceae
Product: NAC domain-containing protein 75-like
Exons: 6
Coding region: 1-1425 (474 amino acids)
Biological process (GO): regulation of DNA-templated transcription
Cellular component (GO): nucleus
Molecular function (GO): DNA-binding transcription factor activity; transcription cis-regulatory region binding
Source: RefSeq, a predicted model, not a curated record